UGACUAUCAAUCAGUCAGCCACGCAAGGCUAAUCCUCUUUUCAUAACAUGGAUACCCCAAAGGAUAGUUUGCGGCAGCUAAGCACCGUCCAAAAAAGACGGGGGGAGGAUUUCUUUCAGAGGCCUCUUUCCGAAGCCGUCUUUCAUUUUGUUAAUGCAUCCCACCCAGAAGAGUUCAAAAGCAAAUCCACACAGAAGAGAAUCCGCGGCCAUGUGAUGACUGUCGAGGGCAGGAAACGGCGAAAAUUGCCACGGUUCAUCGCGUUGGAAAUCAACGCCCCUUCAAAACCUAGUCCAGCCUCUUCACUAUCGCACAACAACGAACCCUUCGACUUUGGUCGAGGCACAACAGCAUUAUCAAAACUUGUGCCUCACUCACUUACCUUUCAUGGAGCAUAUCCGAUCGAGCCAAAUGCAAGAGCUCGAGAGCUCAUCCACUUUAUGCAUACCGAGGGUGAUAGUCUCUUUCGGCCUUUCCGAUACGAGUGGCACGCGAUAGCACUAGUUGAUUCUAGUGCGUUUCACCUUUACCUGGCGAAUGCUGCCCUUUUUCUCUUCCAGGUCUCAAACAAGAGCAGUAUUGAGUAUGGAGAUUGCGUGGAGGCCGGGCAGUACUUCGGUACAUGCUUAGCUCAACUGGCUCGGAGAAUUGGAAAUCAGUCGGACAGCACCAGCCCAGGACUUAUCACAACCAUCCUGGGUCUUUUGUGUUAUAAUUCGUGUCGAGGCAGGUGGGACAUGACCCAGAUACACAUGGAUGCGCUGGAAAGAAUUAUGCAACUUCGUGGGGGCUUUCAUGGCCUCGAGAGUAACGUCUUGUUUUUCACGGCUUGGUUCGAUGUUUUGGUGUCAUCCUUCUAUGACACACUCCCGCGGUUUGCUGUGUCUAGUCAGAUAUCAGACAUUGCGCUGUCUCGAGGCACCCUAGCUCCAGACCUUCAAGCCAUCUUACACAGUCUACAGGAGUUCGAACAACUUCAAGGAAUCGCCAAAUGCCUAGAGAGGGUUGCUUGUCUCGCCAGCUAUGUGAACUCGAACUCCGAAAGGCCUCGAUUUUGGAGAAACAGCGUCGAAGCAGGAAAGUUGAUCAUCCCUAUUUCCCAUUCUUUACUAUCUCUGCCCAAAUGUUCAGAUGUCUCUGAAAGUCCGGAAAAGAACCCCGUUGAACUCAUUGAGGACAUGGUCAGGAUUGCUUUACUUGCUCAACUGGCGGCAUUGAAGAGAUAUUGUUCAUUGAUUGCGGAUGAGCUACCCGCUCUGCAGACUCGAUUUACAGCGCUUCUUGAUAUGGGAAGGACACAGUUUCCCAAGCUUGAACUAUGGGCUGUUGUAUCAAUGGCUUUAAUGAUGAAUGGUCAAAGAAAGCUCUACGUCAAAACGAUUUGUCAGCUGAUGAAGAGAAUGAGCCUUAGGGACGCAGAAGAGGCUGUCAAGGAUGUAAAGCGUGUCAUUUGGAUCGAACGAAUAAGCAGCCAAAACUCCCAGGCGCUUGAAGCGGAGAUUGAUGAAGAAUAUGCGAGAUGAGAUUUUCCGUCAUGCGAGCCUUGUUAAACUAUUUGAGAUGAUAAAACACCCAACGAACUAUCCUCCAGUUAUACCUCCACUUACGGAGAUGUAUUGGCCGGUUAUCCAUCUACUCUGUUCUGAUACCAA
Messenger RNA from Exophiala mesophila, 1652 nucleotides. RefSeq lists its product as uncharacterized. The record is from RefSeq and is a predicted model, not a curated record. NCBI's taxonomy places the organism in Eukaryota, Fungi, Ascomycota, Eurotiomycetes, Chaetothyriales, Herpotrichiellaceae. The coding region runs from base 48 to 1523 and encodes 491 amino acids. The transcript is spliced from 4 exons.